Ylistrum balloti is the source of this 3556-nucleotide messenger RNA. RefSeq names its product tubulin tyrosine ligase 3-like. The transcript is spliced from 16 exons. The record is from RefSeq and is a predicted model, not a curated record. The coding region runs from base 1 to 3360 and encodes 1119 amino acids. Gene Ontology annotation, biological process: cilium movement; protein polyglycylation; cilium assembly. Lineage: Eukaryota; Metazoa; Mollusca; Bivalvia; Pectinida; Pectinidae. Gene Ontology annotation, cellular component: cilium. Gene Ontology annotation, molecular function: metal ion binding; ATP binding; protein-glycine ligase activity, initiating.
AUGGUGUUAAAACGGCAGAAACAAAAAAUGGGAAGUCAUCAAGUCAAGUCAAAGCCUGUAGGAGAUGCUAGCCUGGAUGAUACAGCUGGUGACCUGCCAACAUCCAUGUCCAGAAGUAAGACCAUGCCCACCCUUGGCCGUCCUAAGAUAUCUCGUAAAAUGCCUGCCACUUCCAACCCCUCAGGUGUUAUCAGCACAGAUCGGCUGAAGCACGCCAAGGAAACAGCAGAACGAGCAAUCAAGCAACGAAAGAUCUUCACCAUUCAAGGAGGAUAUUCUGGGGUAAGACAAAGUCUACGUAAGAGGGGCUGGGUGGAAAAGUUCUAUCGAAUCCAAGGACCACCCAAGAAAACUCGGCGGAAACGUAGAAAAACUGUAGAUGGAGAUGAUGAUUCAGAUGAUGAUGAUGAUGAUGAUGACGAUGAUGAUGACGAUGAUGAUGAUACAGAUAGUGAUAAUGAUCAGCCGAAGAUAGCUCCGUGGGAUGAGGAUGAUGGAAUCUACGGUAUCAUGUCACGUAUCGUUCGUAAUGUCAACCCUACAUUUAUCUGGGUGCUGAAGAGAGACAUCGUGGACUACAGAUUCCUUACUAAAGACCAGAUGGUGAAUCACUUCUGUAAAGCUGGGUCGUUCACAACAAAAGUUGGUUUAACAGUCAAUAUGAGAAAUGUGCCGUGGUUUGACAAUUCGGAUCCUGAAGGAUUUUUCCCUCGAUGUUUUCGUUUAAGUCAUGAAGAAGAAAAAAAUGCUUUUAUAGAUGAUUACCGUCAGACAGCCUGCAUGAAUGUGCUUAAAGCUGUCAGCGCCCACUACAUGGAGGCUGGACUUUCAGAGGGAGGCGGCGAUGAGGAGGAGAAACGUGAUGUUGGUAAUGAGAAGGAGAGCUCCACUCCCUUCAUCUGUACUGACCCUGAAUGUACGCGUUCACGACCAGGAAACAAUUCUGGAAAUUUGUGUGUACACGCACUAGAGAAACAGAAACUGCUGGAGAGGGAGAAAUCUGAGCUUAAGGAUAAAGUGCCCAAUCUGCCGAAAGUGUCAACGUCAAGGUCGGACAAGUCAACCUCAUCAUUUAAAAAAUUAAUGAAGAAGAAGAAACGGGUAGUAGUUCCACUCCAGUGCCUCGAGCGUGCCAUGCAGCAGUGUGAACGGUACUUGGAGGAGAAGGAGCAUGAUGACAUUGAUGUCAUGUCAGCUACCAAUGAGCUGACACAGGCACAGUGGGACGAGUUAUUGGUGUGGUACUACCAGCUGUGCCAUGAUGGAGGUGUGAUCUCUGGUGUACCUGAGAACAUGCUGACAGAGGUGGAGAAUCUCACCAAUCGUCUCAAGUCAAAACACACACAGUAUGAACUAGAUGGAAUGAGGAAUGUAUGGAUUGUUAAACCUGGUGCCAAGUCACGGGGCAGGGGAAUUGUGUGUUAUGAUAAAUUGGAUGAUAUGCUGAAACUAGUCAACAGUCAGGUGGUGAGAAAGGACAACAAAUAUGUUGUACAGAAAUACAUAGAGCGCCCCCUGCUGAUUUACAACUGUAAGUUUGACAUACGUCAAUGGUUCCUGGUAACAGACUGGAACCCUCUGACCCUGUGGUUCUACCAGGAUAGCUACCUCCGAUUCUGUUCCCAGGAAUAUACCCUUGAUGAUUUUGAUGAGUCCAUUCAUUUAUCGAACAAUGCUAUACAGAAAAAUUAUAAGAACGGCCAACGAAAUUCCAACCUGCCGUCAGACAACAUGUGGACACAUGAACAGUUCAAGGACUACAUCAAGACAAAGAACAAGGGGAAUCUGUUUGAUGAACUAAUUUAUCCUGCGAUGAAGAAGGCCAUCAUCUGUUCACUGUUAUGUACACAGGAUCUGAUUGAAUAUAGAAAGUCUUCGUUUGAGCUAUAUGGUGCUGACUUUAUGUUGACGGAUGAUUACCGUCCGUGGUUGAUAGAGAUCAAUUCUAGUCCCAGUAUGGAGAAUAGCACGGCGGUCACCUCUCGGCUGUGUAAUAAUGUUCUAGAGGACACCCUCAAAGUGGUGAUAGACCGCAAAUACGACAGAAAUUGUGAUGUAGGUCGGUUUGAAUUAGCCUACAGACAGCCAGUGGUAACUGUUCCACCCUACAUAGGGAUCAGUUUGUGUGCGGAAGGCACUGGUGUCCGUAAGCCUGUUGGAUUUGUGAAACGACCAGCAGAAAACGGUGAUGGACAACAUUACUUUUCCCCUCGGAAAAAUCAGGGUAACCAGGACAACAACAAGGACUCAAAUAAUAAGAGUUUUACCUGUACAGGUGUGACUCGUCGGCCGCGGAGUGAGAACAAUGACAGUGUCACCCACAAAACCACAACUGUUAACUCGGCACCAGCCAAGGCAACCAAAUCAUCCAAUCAGGAGGCCUCUUCUGUCUAUUAUCACGCUGCACGUAAUCAGCGCAAGAACAAUAUGAACAGUAAUACUAAAAACACUGUAUCCGCUAAUAUCAGAAAGUCACCAACAACAGGCAACAGCCAUGUUAUACUGUCCAGUAGUAACUCCAGCAAUCACUCGGACUCAGACCGGGGAGGAGACAGGGAUGUCACGCGGGAUGUGUCUGUGUUUAAUAAGGAGAACAAUCACCCACUGCAGGCUUCAUCUUUUCCUCGACCAGAAAAGUCAUCUUCUCUACCAUCGACCAUGGGCAGUAAUUACAUCACAAGCAUGCCAGGCAAAAAAAUUGUGUCAAAGACUUCUGUGUCAAGUAACUACAGUAUUCCUGCUGACAAGUUGGAUCGACCUACACUGGCAGUGAACAAUGUAGAAUCUACAGAUCUACAGACUAUCAAACCAUCAGCCUCCAACUCUUCUAACACAAAAGGUGUAAGUCCUUUAAUUGAUGGUGCCUGGGCUCGAACUUGUACCGAGUGUGGGAGCGGCAAUAAUCUCCAUCUUGAUUUCAACAAGCCACAUUGUAAAUGUCGCCAAGAUAGUGUGUGUAUCCCGCCAGGGUGUGAGCGUUCCCGUAGCGCUCGAGGCUUCUUCCCUCGCCCACGUAGUAGCUACGGAUCGCCUAGGCCCCCGAGUGCUUGCUCGAAUACAGUGAAUGCAAAGAGUGGUAGUUCCUCUACAAGCUUGGCCAUAGUUGCAACCGCUGCAAAGACAAACAACAAAAUUCUCCUCAAAUUUUCUGAUGGAGGAAUUCAGAGGCCGGUGUCACCAAUGAACUCUAUUUCAAAUCCGCUUCCCAAAAUUGUCCGACGUUAUAUUGGUCGUAAAGUCGCUCAGUGUCACGAAAUAUCCUCUAGUGCCAAUCACAUGUCUGCUGUGUUUUUGGACACCACUCAGUUACAUAACCCACUCUCUAUAGUAUCUCAUGGGGUCUAUAAUACAUCCAGGUAGUCAACAAUCAUACACUUAGCCAGUACUUUUGUAUUCAUUUAAGAGCAAGGUGUAUUAUAUUACCUGUUGAAUUUUGAUAUCAGUAACUAAUAACUAAUCCGUCUCCACCAACGCACUAAAAUCACCCAUUCUCAUUGCCGCCAUAAAAGUUGAUAUAAUACUUUCAUUUAAAUUACUUUGCAAAAAAAAAUAUGAA